This is a messenger RNA of Salpingoeca rosetta, 4594 nucleotides long. RefSeq lists its product as uncharacterized. The transcript is spliced from 22 exons. Gene Ontology annotation, molecular function: DNA binding. NCBI's taxonomy places the organism in Eukaryota, Choanoflagellata, Craspedida, Salpingoecidae. Bases 111 to 4397 code for a protein of 1428 amino acids. Gene Ontology annotation, cellular component: replication fork protection complex. Gene Ontology annotation, biological process: DNA repair; replication fork arrest; DNA replication checkpoint signaling. The record is from RefSeq and is a predicted model, not a curated record.
UUGCGCCCUGCGCGCCAAAACUCAAACACAACAGACAACGCGGACGAGCGAGGAGACAGACGACUGCGAGAGCGCACACUGCCGCCAACCAACCACACCACAGCAGCAGGAUGGGAGACACGCUGGAGUGGGCGGACGCCCUGCUUCAGCUGUGCUCUGCACUUGGGUUGCGCGAUGUGGAUGAAACAACACCGGACGUGUACCGCAAAGGCGCAGAAUGCCAUGAGGUGUUGAAGGACAUCAUGCGAAACUUGCGCAUCGACGUGCGCAACAGCGAGCGACCAGUGCUCCGCCAGCUCGGCCAGUUUGAGUUUCUGCAAAAGGACUUGAUGCUGCUGCUGAUCCAGUACGCUUCAGACGAGAACGAGAAGCAGCUGAUGGUCACCCUGCUCAGAGUCAUGACGGCAAUGACGCUACCAGCUUACAUUGUGUUCCAAUACGAAACACAAGGCCAAAGCCUCGCUGGAUUGGAGAAGACGCUGGCGUACACGCAGGUGAACGAGUACCUGACAAAGUACAAGGACGCAUUUGUGCAGAGCUAUGAGAUGACGGCCACCGCCGAGGAGCGGGAGGAGGGCCAACCAGCUCGCUACCACUGCUACGCGCCGCUGCGGGCGCUGUUGCAGCUGUUGUAUGAGCCGCUGACGGCCGAGGACAGGACAGAUCAGGACAACGCAAUGAUUGAGCUCAUCCUCACCCUCAUUCGCAACAUCCUCCACGCCCCAAACCCACCAAGCGCGGGCGGGUCCGAGACGCUGCACGACCGCGCUGUCCGCGCCAUGGAGGAGAGCGGCAUCAUCGAUGUCGUCAUGAGCAUGUGCCACGACAUCACAGAGUACUAUUCGUUCAAGAUGAUUGUGCUCGAGAUCCUGAUGCUGCUGUACCGCGAACAGACGGCCGAGUCGCUCUACUCGUGUGUGUACGAAACAAAGACGCACGCCAGCACAGAGCACACCGAUGAUGACAGCAGUGCAAACACGAUGGCAGCCAACGUUCGGCCUGCAGCAGCACCACGCGGCACCACCCGCACACACGCGCGGCGACCAGCGAAGAAGAAGACGCGAACACGACAGUACGGAUCGCGGCACACGCGAUUUGGCGGGUCCUUUGAGCUGCAGUCUGUCGCCGGCGCAGCAACAAGCACGCGCGUGGUGUCCUCUGCGGUGCUGAGGCGCGCUGAGAAGAUCUCCGAGGAAGGAAAGACGCAUCGUGCGCGCAAACCCAUUGUCGAUGCAGAGGCAGUGAGCAAGCACACGUCCCCGCUGGCAGUGCGCGUGUGUCUGUACAAGCACGCGGUGUCUGUGGUGCGAGACUGCUUCAACAGCGUGAUCCCGCUGGUGGAGGACGAGCUGCGACGCAUGGAGAUGAAGGACCUUGAACUCAUUCACGCUGACCGCAAGCACUAUCUCCAGUUUAUCAGACUGUUCAUGGAGUUCCAUCGCCUGCAGCUGGAGACGGUCCUGCAGAAGAAGAAGCGCGAUGGUGUUCCCAUCUCCGAGGAAGAGGGUUACGCCGUCAGCGUCGUUGGCGCGUGUCUUGGGCAGCAGACAAUUGACCACAUCCAGUCGUUUGUGCAGGAGUACUACCAGGGCCUGCAGCAGUACCCGGUGGACGGGCAGCUGUGGGGGCGCCGGCUCCACUUUGCCAUCCGCGCGUUCCACGAGGUGCUCAUGUACAUCCAACUGCUUGCCUCAUCUCCGAAUCAGGACCAACGCGACUUUGCAAGCAGCAUGACAAGCCGCAUCUUCUACCACCAAGAGUUCCUUGACAUCUUCCCCAAAGUCAUCAUCAGCUUCAAUGCGCGCAAGGAGAGCCGGGAGCUUCUUGAUGACAUCAUCGUGACGGUGCACGCGGUGUUGAAGCUGCUCAGCACGUCGACCGUUCGUCUGUUCGUCAAGCGCAAGAAGAGGGGCGGACGCAGGAAGAAGAAGCAGCAGAAGGGCAGUGAGGCACAGCAGCAACAACAGCAACGCGAAGAAGAGGAGCAACAAGGUGAACAUCCACAACAGGAUGAGGAGGGGGAGCAGCGUCAACAGCAUCAACAGCAGCAAGAUGAAGCAAGUGCCGACCAGAAUGCGGCUAAUGUCCAACCGACAGCAGCUGGCGGCGAUGGAGAGAACACCACAACGGCUGGGACCGACGGUGAUGGCGAUGGCGAUGGUGAUGGUGAUGGUGAUGAGAAUGCCGUCGACAAGGAGAACAGCAAUGCCAACGCAACAGGGACAGCAGCCGGCGAUGACAUUUCCACCGCACACACGGACACCACCGCUGAUGAAGGCCACAACGCGGAGAAGGACAGCGCGCUGGAGUCGCUGUUUGAUGAUGAGGAGGGCGGUGUCAGCGAUGACCACACGCCUGCGAAACGCAACAGCAGCGGUGGAGGGGGCAGUGUUGCGGAGACCGAUUUGGCGCAGCAGCUGUUUGGGGACGAGGAGGAACAGCGGGCGAUUCGAGAGGAGCUUGAAGAUGAGGUGGAGAUGCACCAGGCCGAAUCUCGCAUCCAGGAGGCAGAGUUCCAAUUCUCAAAGUAUCUCGAGCUGUUCAAGGACUACCGCAUCGUGUCUGCGUAUUGCGAGGCCCUGCGCACGUACAACAACAACCCGCCGUCCCUCAACCACUGCAUCGUGAAGAUGUUCGACCGCAUGUCACGUCAGGACAAACUCGACGCGCGCCCGCUCUUCUAUCAGCUGUCGCACCUGCGCCUCUUCCGCGCCAUCCUAGACGACCCUGCAACGAAGGACUCGCCAGACCUCAAGCAGAUCCGCGGCUUCAUCAAGCUCGCUGUCGUUAAACCGCUAGUUGAGGAGUUGCAACAGAACCCGGUGCUGUUUGUUGAAAUCCUCUUCUCCAAAUCCAACAUGGACGUCGACGAAAUCAAAUAUGGACACGUUGAGGCGAUGCGGCGGCGACGUACCCGAUCCCGCGUCUGGGGACCAGACGAUGAUAAGACGCUGCGGCAGCUGUACAGCACGCACAAGGACGACCCGAACAUGAUCCAACACAUGAUUGACGUGUUUGAGGACCGGUCUGAACGCGCCAUCAAGGCUCGCCUCACGAAACUUGGACUCACCGUCAGCAGCAGCAAGGAGUGGUCGGAGCAGGAGGACAGCACCCUUCGCCGCCUGUUUGAGGAGCACCAGCACGACGACGACCCCGUCGAGGGAAUUCUUCAGUCCGAUGAACUGCCCGAGAACAAACUCGUUCGCACCCGUGUCCUCAUUCGUCUCCGCAAACUUGGGCUCUACCAACGCCAGCGCUACAAGCACGCUAAGGAGGCGUGGACGGAAGAGGAAUUGUCCGCCCUGCAGGAAGUGUGGAAGGAAUGCAGUGACCUCCCUCUGCUUGGAAAGCUUGAGGUGCUGACGGGCGAUCCGCGAUUGUCAUCGCGACGGGAGCGCGCAAUUCGGCAGAAGUUGAUUGAACUCGACCUUCUCCAGGACAAGAGGAGGAAACCGAAACAACAGCGCAGCACACAGCAGGCAUCUGCAACUGCACACAACGCGAUGGGCUCGACCCACGACGGUGCUGGUGGCGAUGAGAGUGACGACGACAGUGGAAAUAAUGAUGAUGAUGACGAUGAUGAUUAUGAUGAUGAUGAUGAGGAGUGGCUGGAGAAGCGAAAGCCAAAGGGAAAGCCAUCACGUCGCGAACAACGACACAAGCGCCGCAGCGGCCAGCAACACAACACACAAUAUGAUGACGAGGAUGACAGUGGAGACCAACAUGCGCGCGCCAGCAAGCCUGAUGCUCGUGCUGCCGAUGGUGACGAUGAUGACAGCGAUGGCAAUGAUGGUGGUGGCUCCAAGUCGAGUUACAUUCAGGCGUUCCGGCGGCAGCGGGGCCGGCGACUGGGGUCCCAGGGACUCGCAAAGCGACGGGAGGCGGCGAGGCCAAAGGUGCGGCGCGUUGUUCCACUCGCCGACGAUGACGACGACGAUGCUGCCGUCCCAUCUUCGCGUGUGCAGCCCACAACUGCUGCUGCUGCUGAUGCUGCUGAUGACGAUGACAAUGAUGGCAGCGACGGUGACAACGACAACGCAACGGUGGCUCCCGCACAACCAGCCCGCUCGAUUCGCCGUGUCAUCACUUCUGACGAUGAAGAUGACAGCGACGACGAGCCCGGUCGGGGUGGAAGCGAUGGUGAUGAUGACCAGGAACCGACCAGCACAGCCGUCUCGACAGCCGUGACCCCACGCCGCAAGACCGCACCCCUCAACCUCAUUCUUGAUGACGACGAUGAUGACGAAGAUGAUGGUGGUGCUGGCAGUGAUGCUGAGCUGGAGAGCAACCCCUUCCGUGCAGAGAAGACAAACGAGGACAAGGACGAGAACCCGAACAAGAGGGCCAAGACAGCAGCGGCGGAGGAAGCAGAAGACAACGAAAUCGCAGCAGAGUGAUUCAUGUUGUAUUUGUCUUGACAUUAAUUCGCCGUAUUGCGUGUGGUGCGAGGGCUUGACAAGCUUCCCUCGGCCUGCCUCUGGUUCCCUGUUCUCUCCCACCUUUUGUUUUGUUUCUUUGCAAUGCUUGUCUUGCUGUGCUGUAUUGCGCUGCUACCCAACACAAUGUCUUAAAAGCAUUCAAAAACAAAACUGCA